Molecule: messenger RNA, 1561 nt
Organism: Populus nigra (black poplar)
Lineage: Eukaryota; Viridiplantae; Streptophyta; Magnoliopsida; Malpighiales; Salicaceae
Product: putative UPF0481 protein At3g02645
Exons: 2
Coding region: 142-747 (201 amino acids)
Source: RefSeq, a predicted model, not a curated record
ACUUCAAGAAAGAGAGAGAGAGGCUGAAAUAUACAGGAAAGGGGCUCGCUGCCUGGGACUAUACACAGAGAUACUGUCGUCUGGUCUCCCUCAGCCAACCUGCAGACUGGAAAGCAUAAAUUUACUGCAAGUGCUUCAAACAUGGAAAACGAUAUUGAACAGGCAAGAGCAUCAAAUAUGGAAGAGGAUAAGGCAAGUGGUCCAAACAAGGGAAAAUUUUUUGAUGUGGGAAGUGCUUCAGACAUUGAGAUGGCUAUAAAUCUCGAUUAUUAUAAAGAAAAAAGAGAGAUGGCUACAAAUAUUUUGGCAAAGCUGGAUUCUGAGGUGAAACGGAUGUCCUUUAAAAGGAACGGUUCCGAGCGCUGCAUCUACACGGUACCCAAACCGCUUCGACACGUAAAUUGGAAAGCCUACGCUCCACUACUGAUUUCCAUAGGUCCUCUUCACCGCGAAAAUACAAGACUAGAGGCCAUGGAAAAGGAGAAACUGAAAUUUUUCAAAAAGCUUACUGAACGGGAUGGGAUGGAUGAGAAGAAAAUUAUUGAUAUUGUGAUCAGCAUUGAGAACCAAGAAGAGCGUCUCCGACACUGUUAUUCAGAGAAAUUCAAAUUAAUCAAGAGCCGUGAUUUCGUAGAGAUGAUCCUGCUGGAUGCUGUCUUCGUCAUUCAGUUUUUGUUGGAGUCAAAGGAUGAUAAAGGUCCUAAGAAUUUUGAGCCCAGGAUGACAUUUGACAUACGAGAAGACUAGAUGCUGCUUGAAAACCAAAUACCAUUCUUCAUUAUUCAAGAAAUUUAUGACCACGUCAAUCCCCCUAGCCAGGAUGCUACAGCCAUUCCUUUUCUUGAUCUUGCUACGUUUCAUUUUGGAAAGUACACGUUUUCACAAGGGGUAGAAACCGGCCCGAGUGUAAAGGGAAGCAGGCAUUUCACUGAUUUAAUUACUAAGGAAUUUGAUGUUGAAUGGAGCCAUUCAGCGAAGUUAUAGCUUGAACCCUACCAUGCUGAAAUAUAGUGCCGUCAUGCUACGCAAGGCAGGAGUGAAGUUUCGGGUCACCCAAGACAAAUGUUUGGUCAACAUAACAUUUGACAAAGGAGUGAUGAAAAUACCACGCUUGGAAGUCGAUCACUGCUUCGAACGUCUUGUACGAAAUAUCAUGGCCUUGGAGCAGUGCUGCAACCCGUUUGAAGCUUACGUAUGCAGUUACAUUAAGUUCAUGAACCUUCUUAUCGACAGUUCAGAAGACGUGGUUUUGCUAGUCCGAAAGGGAAUCAUUCUCAACUGGCUAGGUGAAGAUGCCGCAGUUUCAAAUCUGAUUAACCAUUUUUGCCAGAAUAUUGAUGACAAUUACACUUGUUUUGGUGAUAUCUCUCAAGAGGUAAAUGCCCACUAUGAAAGCCGCUUUAACCAUAUGAAAGCAACCUUGAAACAUGUAUAUUUCGCCAAUAUUUGGAGAGGUACGGCAACUGUUGCAGCAGCUAUCCUGCUGAUCCUCACUUUGAUACAGACUAUAAAAUCAUUCUUGUAAGAUUUUAUCUUGCUUAGUUUUAUUACUUCUACGUAA